AUGGCUGUAAGGGCCUUGAAGAAAGAGGCCAGGUCGUGGUUCAAUGAGAAGGGAAGCAAUUUGGAUUCUGAAGACGAUGAUGUGUAUGCAAAAGCCUCGGCUUGGUACCAUGUUACUUACCAUCCAAAAUACUGGGGAGUCUACAAUGAGGGAAUGAACCGGCCUCAUUUCUUGAGUUUCCCCUGGUGUGUGUAUGACAAGCUGAUCCACAUCAAGAAGAAGAAGGUCGCUAGAAGGAAGGAGCUGGAAAAGCUGGAAUACCAGCUACAGCAUGAUCUGCGAUUGUGA
Molecule: messenger RNA, 288 nt
Organism: Linum tenue
Lineage: Eukaryota; Viridiplantae; Streptophyta; Magnoliopsida; Malpighiales; Linaceae
Source: the annotation of a GenBank genome assembly